Molecule: messenger RNA, 1071 nt
Organism: Hypomesus transpacificus
Lineage: Eukaryota; Metazoa; Chordata; Actinopteri; Osmeriformes; Osmeridae
Product: cilia- and flagella-associated protein 20-like
Exons: 5
Coding region: 194-775 (193 amino acids)
Biological process (GO): regulation of cilium beat frequency involved in ciliary motility; cilium assembly; positive regulation of cell motility
Cellular component (GO): motile cilium; ciliary basal body
Source: RefSeq, a predicted model, not a curated record
ACGCAAACGACGCACUCAAGAGUUUAUCCGAGAAAUUUGGAUGUUUGCGUGUUUUAUUAUUAUUCAAAUAUUCCAAAUACGUAUUUAAAUUGUAUUUUCAAUACGUUUUGAGGUUAUUUGUUUGUGUUUAGGUUUAAGGUUGAUAGGAAUGUUUUGUCAGUAAGUAUAUUUUGAUCAACACUUCGACUCCAGGAUGUUUAAAAACACAUUUCAAAGUGGAUUUCUAUCCAUUCUCUAUAGUAUUGGUAGUAAGCCCUUGCAUAUAUGGAAUACAAAGGUGCGAAAUGGGCAUAUCAAGAGAAUUACAGAUAAUGACAUUCAGUCAUUGGUUCUUGAGAUUGAGGGAACUAAUGUAAGCACCACAUACAUCACCUGCCCAUCUGAUCCAAAGAAAACCCUUGGCAUCAAACUGCCCUUUCUUGUCAUGAUCAUCAAGAACUUGAAGAAAUACUUCACUUUCGAAGUUCAGGUCCUAGAUGAUAAAAAUGUGCGGCGUCGGUUUCGGGCCAGCAACUACCAAAGCACUACCCGGGUCAAACCCUUCAUCUGCACCAUGCCCAUGAGGUUGGACGACGGCUGGAACCAGAUCCAGUUUAACCUGUCGGACUUCACCCGCCGGGCCUACGGCACCAAUUACAUCGAGACCUUGAGGGUCCAGAUCCACGCAAACUGCCGUAUUCGGCGGGUGUACUUCUCUGACCGCCUCUACUCUGAGGACGAGCUGCCUGCAGAGUUCAAGCUCUACCUGCCGGUCCAAAACAAGACCAAGGCAUGAGGAGCCAACUCAGUCACACACAUACCAGAAAUAAAGCUACUUUCAAUUUUGUGGAAUUCCUCAAUGAACUUGUUUCCCGCUUUGCAGUGUGUUCUAUAAGAGCCAGAUGACAGUACAAGAUAAAAGGGAUUGGUUUGGGAUUGUAAGAGACAUUGCCGACUGGGGAUGAGAUUAAAUCAAGUUCCAUUCCAAAAAGCAGUUUAUAAACACUAAAUGACCUUAUCAAAGGUCUUCAGAGUCAGAGUCUGUUUUGCUGUCAGACCUCAAAGAGAGGGAAUUAAAGAUCAAAGCCUACU